UUGAUAUGUCCAAAUUGUGUAGCUGAAAGGCGCGUGGGACUACCUGAGCAUACAUGCAUGGGUUAUUGUUGACAAUAUACAGCCAUACCGCGUCCUCGAGCUGGGAGAUAGUAUAGAGGCGGACAGGUAUUGACACUGUACAGCUGUAUCUUGACGGGACGGGACGGGUGCCUCUGAAACUCCGUUGAUCUGUCACAUCCAUCCCGGUGCCAACAUGAUUGGGAUACUGCUUGUGGUACUGGCUGGUAUUUGUGUCACUGCUGGAGAAUACGAACUAUUCGAUUAUGCCAACCACCCUUGUAUACGUGAGUGUGAGGAGGGAGCGGCCCCUAUGACCUGCGUCUAUAACUUCACAGUGGAAUACUACUUCGUCUUGACCAAAGCCUGCUAUGAUUGCCCGUACAACGUCACUGACUGCUACCGGCCGCACUGUGUUGCUGCUGACGGCGUCGGUAGGGGGAUCAUCACCACAAACAGGAUGCUACCAGGACCUGCCGUACAGGUUUGUCAGGACGACAUGAUCAUCGUCAACGUGCACAACAAGAUGGAGGGUGCCGAGGGGGUGACCAUCCACUGGCACGGCGUCUUCCAGAAGGGUUAUCAACAUCAUGACGGAGUCAGCAUGGUCACCCAGUGUCCGAUAACAGCCCACUCCACGUUCCAGUACAGGUUCAAGGCAGGUAAUCGUGGAACUCAUUUCUGGCACGGUCAUGCCGGCGUUCACCGAUCAGAUGGUCUGUUCGGGGCGCUGAUCAUCCGGGAACCUCCGUUACGUGACCCGUCCUCCCACCUGUACGACCAUGACCUUCCUGAGCACUCCAUGAUUGUACACGACUGGCUUGUGGAACUGACAAUCAACAGGUUCGCCGGCCACCACCACGCCGGUUACGACAACAAACCUGCGUCUAUGCUCAUCAACGGUCGGGGAGCGUUCCGUGAGUUCCAGAGCUCGGACACCAACGAGACCAUCUACACCCCAUAUUCUGUGUUCCAUGUCAAGAAGGACCAGAAGUACCGCUUCCGGGUCAUCAGUAACGGCAUCCUGAACUGCCCCAUCCAAGUCUCCGUGGACAACCACGACAUCAUCAUGAUCGCCACCGAUGGUGUGCCACACGAACCUGUCGUUGUCAGCUCCUUCAACAUCUUCGCUGGAGAGAGGUUCGACUUCAUACUGGACGCUGACAAGGACGUUGCCAACUACUGGAUUCGAACUCGAGGUUUGGCAGACUGCUUUGUUAAGUUUGCAAAACAGGUCGCCAUCUUGCGGUAUGAGAACGCCACGGAGACGGAGCCAAGUGAACCUACAGACUACGAGAGUGGGCGGAGGAAAGGCAAGCUGUUGAAUCCCUGGAACAAGAAGGGUACCCCGGACCUCACCCCCGUGGCCUGGUUGAACACCACCCUGGCAGAUCCGCCGCACUUCAAGCAGGUGCCCGAUAAGAAGUUUUACAUUGCCAUGGACUUCAACAAGAUAGACAACUAUGUUUUCCACCACAAAGAGUUCUAUCCCUUGGCUGCCGUUAACCUGAAUAAAAGACUGUAUUUACCACAGCUGAAUCAUAUCAGUAAUGUUCAACCUCCGUCACCACCCCUGUCUCAGUUUGCUGACAUACCCAAGGACAUGUUCUGCGACCCACACAACACCAGGAACUGCAGCCACGAGUACUGUGAGUGCAUCCACCUCAUCAAGGUGGACCUGGACGACACAGUGGAGUUGGUGCUCAUUGAUGAGGGCGUCACCUUCAACGCCAACCAUCCAAUACAUCUACACGGACACCACUUCCGGGUUGUGGCCAUGGACAGGGUGAACGAAUCUACCUCUCUAGAGGAGAUCAAACAGAUGGAUGCUGAUGGCCUGAUUGAAAGGAAUCUAGACACACCUAUAGCUAAAGACACCGUCACGGUUCCUGAUGGAGGCUACACUGUCAUUAGGUUUCAUGCAGAUAAUCCGGGUUUCUGGCUGCUGCACUGUCACAUCGACUUCCACGUGGCAAUCGGGAUGGCUCUCAUCAUACAGGUGGGGGAGCUGAACCAGAUGCCCCGACCCCCUAAACACUUCCCCCGUUGUGGGAACUGGGAGUACACGGGGGAGGAGGAGGAAGAGGAGAAGCCCAGCUGUCCGGCCAGUGGAGCAGGAGGGAUAAAAGAAGGAUCACCAUGGAUACUAGCAGUACUGUGUAUAUUCGGAGUGGGAUAUAGCCGUUACUACACAUAAAUAUCACUGGACUCAGGUUACAGGUAGUCACUGCCGAUGCUAAUGACUCUUUGUGAUUUAGCUUGUUUUCCAUCAGGCCUCCUCAGUAAAUUGAAAAUGUAAUUAAAUCACCUACAACAUACAUCAUCACAAAAUACCGUCCAAACUACAAUGAACAUAAGCUGAAGCAGCACCUGUUGUUGAAGGUUGAAGAAGAUCCGAAUAUAUUUACAUCGAAUUAUUUUUGUACAAAACUAUUUUAAGUGAAGUUAGAUUAUUUUAUAACCAAGUCUUUAUGUGUUAGGAAAGAUUAUUGCAUCGUUUAAAAUGUUCAGCGUUUAGGAAGCAAGAAGAAGGGUGAUCUCAAAGACUAGGUCCCUACCAUGACAGGAUGUCCACCUUUUGCUUCGUGGACAAGCGAACGUUGUGGUGUGAAUUCCAGCACUAGAACAUUGUAUGCUCAAAGAGUUAUGAAAUCCAGUCCUUAGUGUGCAGGAGAUCAUUAUAAAGAACUAUAGACUUGGACUCGUUACAGUUUCGUUGUCUGUCAAAUAAUGAUCGUGCACCGAGCUCACACCCCUGUCAUUUA
This is a messenger RNA of Haliotis rubra (blacklip abalone), 2783 nucleotides long. Its product is annotated as laccase-1-like. Gene Ontology annotation, biological process: iron ion transport. Gene Ontology annotation, molecular function: oxidoreductase activity; copper ion binding. The record is from RefSeq and is a predicted model, not a curated record. The transcript has 10 exons. The coding region runs from base 215 to 2215 and encodes 666 amino acids. NCBI's taxonomy places the organism in Eukaryota, Metazoa, Mollusca, Gastropoda, Lepetellida, Haliotidae. Gene Ontology annotation, cellular component: plasma membrane.